Messenger RNA from Penaeus vannamei (Pacific white shrimp), 660 nucleotides. Lineage: Eukaryota; Metazoa; Arthropoda; Malacostraca; Decapoda; Penaeidae. The record is from RefSeq and is a predicted model, not a curated record.
AUCACUUCCUGCUGCUGACACUAGAAGAACAUCAACACUGGUAAAAUGAAGGCAUUGGUCCUGUCCUUGCUGGUGGUUGUGGCUGCGGCUGAGAGACCAUCCCUCUCCUACGACGCCCCUGCACCACACACAUCCUCGCCCGUCCAGCAGAUCCCCAUCAUCCGCGACGAGCGAGUCCAUCCUGCCGCUGACGGCACCUACAGCUUUGACGUGGAGACUGGGGAUGGCAUCGUCAGGCACGAGUCUGGCGGUCCAGGUGGCGCACAGCAAGGCACUGUGAGCUUCACCUUCCCAGAUGGUCAGAUCUUCAAUCUUCAGUUCGUCGCCGACUUAAACGGUUACCAACCUCAGUCGCCUUUCCUGCCCGUCGCUCCUGCCUUCCCCCACCCAAUCCCCGCCCACGCCCUCGAGCAGAUCGAGCGUGGUCGACUUGAACUCGAAGCUCGGGCCCGUGAGGACCAACGUCAGUCAUCAAGCCAGGGACAAGCCUCCCCUUCUCGCAACUAUGGUCAGCCGCAGUAAAGUUUUCUCCCACUGAAAUCCGACGACAUUUGUUAUCAUAACAUCCUUCUUCCCUCUAUCACCAUGCUACGUGUGCGUAAUACAACGAAAUGUUAUUCAUCUGUGACACGACUAUUUUGUAAAUAAGUAUGUCUUUUA